UGUCAAUAAAACAACUCCAUACAAUUUCUCCUCUCUCCGGCGGCGGCGCCACCAUGGCUGUGGUUGUUGGAAAUCUAACUUUAUUACUAGACUUGGCCUCUCCUCGAACCAUAAUUCCGGACCGGAAGACCCGACCAGUAGCAAUCGACGUAGUUUUGAACCUUCCAAAGAGAUAUCACGCCUAUGCUGCUUGUCUGAUCAAUAAGAGCUUUGAAUCAGAUGGCGAAGGGAGGAGUCAAAGAGUGGUUGCGCGAGGAAAAGCUUAUUCGAAAAUGAACGGUGUGGAUUUUGAUAGCGAUGAAGAGAACGGAGAUGCAAAAGGUAACGCAGAGGGAGAAGAGGAGGAAUUCGAUUGGGAGAAGGAGAUGAAAAAGAGAGUAAAGGAGAUUGAGGAUAUGAGAGAGUUGGAGAAGAAGGCAGAGGAGUUGCAGAAUAAAGCAGAGGACAGUGAAGAUGAGGGUAGAGAGGAGACUGAAGAAGAAAAGAAGAUGAGAGUGAGAAAAGAACUCGAAAAGGUUGCUCAGGAACAGGCAGAGAGGAGAGCGACGGCUCAAUUGAUGUUUGAAUUGGGACAAAAGGCUUAUGGAAAGGGCAUGUAUUCGCGGGCUAUUGAGUUUCUUGAAGCGGCACUCACAAUAAUUCCAAGACUCACUUUGUUUGGUGGUGAGAUUCAAAUAUGGCUGGCUAUGGCUUAUGACGCUAAUAACCGCCAUGCAGAUUGCAUUGCUCUUUACCAGCAACUGGAAGAGCAGCACCCAAGUCUCAGUAUCAGGCGCCAAGCUGCAGAUCUUCGCUAUAUUUUGCAAGCACCUAAGCUCAAGAUAUCGCAGGAGGAGAUGGUUACCAUUCCACUAAUUGGUUCAAGUUAUGACAGCUAUGCAGCAACAUGGACUGACAAAAACAAGGACAAGAAUCAAGGUACUACGAAUCAGCUGCCAUCCUCAAGAGAUUAUUUAGGGGACUUUCUGGUGUGGCGACCUCCUAUCGAUUUGGAUAAAAACCAAGCUUUCUGGGUAGCUUUAACAUUAUGGUUUGGCUUGGUUGGAGCUGCCCUCUUUCUUCAAAGAUGAAUCAAACACUUCAUAUUGUAUUUCUUGGUUAUUAUUUUUAUUAUUUUUUUGAACUGCUUGGUUACAACGUCCAUUCCAUUGUUUAUAUGUUGUCCACCACUUAUUGUGCUAAUUCCAUUGUGAUAUUAUUGUAUGUAUGUAUAAAGCCGAAAGAAAUUUCAUUUAUCAGUUUAGAUCUACUUCUUGUUGGAUUUUA
Jatropha curcas is the source of this 1266-nucleotide messenger RNA. Its product is annotated as Tetratricopeptide repeat (TPR)-like superfamily protein. NCBI's taxonomy places the organism in Eukaryota, Viridiplantae, Streptophyta, Magnoliopsida, Malpighiales, Euphorbiaceae. Gene Ontology annotation, cellular component: chloroplast thylakoid membrane. The record is from RefSeq and is a predicted model, not a curated record. Gene Ontology annotation, molecular function: protein binding.